GCUGCACUCACGAGGCUGAACAACAGGGUGGUUGAGUGAAGCAGAGGCGGGGGACCGGCGCCCAGAUACACGGGUUAGGAGCGGGACUGGUUCUUAUCCACAUUCCUCAUCAAGGGUGUCUUUUUUUCGUUCACGAGUUGCGUCAAAUAUACCGAUAAUGGAGGUCGUUGUAAGUCUUUAAUUUCCAAUCAAGUCCUCCACUCCACCAGCCAUUAGGCUACAAUCAGUGUAAAAACAGUCAACGAGGCGUCAGGGAGAGGAAACUGUCACAUCUGUUUCAACGGCGCCACUAAAUUUCGGCUCUUUAUUAUUUACCAAACAGGAAAAAAAAAACCUUUAAACUGAACUCGCAGGAAUCAAGAACUUUGUUUAGGGUACGCCGGGUUAUUAUAGCCGUGUUAUAACAGCAGCCGCUGCCUCGGUAACCUUCGGGGUUUAAAAGAAAACACGCCACUUUCUUUCUGCAGUCAAGAAACGUAAGCUGACGUGUUUUACGAGCCAUGUUUGUUACUUUAAGUUGACUCAGCGACCGAGUAUGGCUGCGACUGGUCGCCUGGUGGGGUGUUGACCGUCUGGGGAGAAGAUCCGCCACCGAGCCGGUGAUAGAGAGCCCAGUGACGGCAGCAUGGGCUCCCUGAAGGCGCUGCAGGAGUGGUGUCGCCUGCAGUGCGAGGACUACAACCAGGUCCACAUUAAGGACAUGUCUGCCUCCUUUCGGGACGGACUGGCAUUCUGUGCCAUCAUACAUCGUUACAGACCAGACCUCAUAGACUUUGACCUGCUGUCUAAAGAAAAUGUCUAUGAAAACAACCAACUGGCCUUUGAAGUGGCUGAGACACAACUGGGCAUUCCAGCCCUGCUGGACCCAGAAGACAUGGUGUCAAUGAAAGUGCCUGACCGGCUAAGCAUCAUCACAUAUGUGUCCCAAUAUUACAAUUUUUUUAACAACAAGUCACAAGUAAACCCCCCUUGUGUGAAGAGGCUGAGUUCUGUCAGUAAUAAUGAGCCAGAUCCAACUCCUUCAGAGGACAAGGCUGUUGAGACUGAGCCUGUGCAGGCGGGUGCCGAGGGAUUUGCAGCGGUCAAGCGCAGCACUCUGAGCAGCACCUGCGCUGCCUGCAAGAAACAUGUUCACCUGGUGCAGAGGUUUCUGGUGGAUGGCAAGCUCUACCAUCGUAAUUGUUUCAGGUGCACACAGUGUCACAGCACUCUGCUCCCAGGAUCCUACAAAUUGGGAAAUGACUCUGGGGCAUUAGUAUGUACACAUCACCUUCCAAGGCAUGCUUUAACCAGUCGGAACGGACGAUCAGAUCUUAAAAAGACAGUGGUGGGUCAGGGUGCCACGAUAGGUGGCAGCACAGACGAUCUCACUGGGGAAUCUGAGAGGGACCAAGCAAAGACUCCUCCUCCAGUAGCACAAACAAAUGUGGACAUCUCCACCAGUGACUUCAUUACUGCUGCUCCUGUUGUAACAAUCACAGCAAACUCUGUGGAUGUUGCAAGAGAGAUUGAUAACAGUGGCGAGGCAGAGGAGAAAGCACAUCCUCCUUCUCCUCCCAACCCCUUUGAUGAGAGCGAUGAAGAGGACGAAGAGGACAAUGAGGCAGAAAAAGAGGAAGGAACACAAACACCAGACAAAUAUACAACUAACCCUUCUACACUUCAGGAUCCUCCUGAACCGUCCUUUAGACCGGUACCGGCACCCAGGAGGGUUUCUGAACCCAAGCCUCCACCUCGCCCUGCCCCUCGUGUUACACUACCAGACACAGCAAACGGUCUAGUUGUCAGUGAACAACUGAAGCCUCCAAUUCCCCCCAAACCUCGACCCCGAUCACAGUCUCCUGGAAGUGGCACCCAUAAACCUAAAGACCCACCUUGGCUUGCUCUGGUUCGGUCAGAACCCAAGAAGAAGAAAGCCCCCCCACCCCCUCCAGGAUUGGCAACAGCUCCAAAUACAGGCUCUUUGUCUUCUCUCCAAGGGGAUGACUCCAACACAACCCCUCAGCCCUCCAACCCAUUUGAGGAGGAGGAUGAGGAUGAGAAUGAAAAUGGUGGGGUAAAUGAGGAAGAAGAGACUGAAGGAGGAGUAGUUCCAGCCACAGUGGUGGCUCGUCACCCUUGGUACAACAUCACCAGCACAGCUGACUCAGGGGGUGCAGACACUUCCCCCACCACAGGGAGCUUGUCCCAGUCCUCCAGUCCAGGAUCUGCUAAGAGGAAGAAAAGGCCGGCGCCUUCUGCUCCACAGCCAUCCACCGGAAACCAAGUUCUCUUUCACUCUCAGCCCUCCUCCUGCUCUCCUUCCCCAGCUCUCAGCGUCGACAGCCUGUCCUCCGGCUCAGAGCACGGCUCCCUCCAGCUCCCUCUGGGAGGCAGUGCCAGCAGCAGGGAGGAGCAAGGCUUCACCAAAAGUCUUUCAGAGCCCUCCAUCUGUUCACCCGGGGACAGCUCAUCCUCCCCUUCAUCCUCCUCAGCUGGCCGUUUGCAACAUACUUCCCCAAGCCUCUAUCCUUCUCCUCUGCUGUCAAACGCCAGCUCGGCUCCUCCCACCCCUCAGACCAGUCGCAACUCUGAGGCCAAAAGUCCUGCAGGCUUAUCACCGCGCCCCGCGCCCAGCUCAUUAGUCCCGCAGUCGCAUAACAAGCGGAUAUGUAAGGAGAACCCCUUCAACAGGAAAGCUUCUCCCUCUCCUGUUAAAUCUCAAACUAAAGCUCCCAGAGGUUCCCGCCCUGCAAGACCCCCAGCACCUGGACAUGGCUUCCCACUUAUCAAACGCAAGGUGCAGUCGGAUCAGUACAUCCCAGUGGAGGACAUCCAUGGGGAGAUGGGUCAGCUGGAGCAGCAGCUGGACAACCUGGAGCAGAGAGGAGUGGAGCUGGAGAAGAAGCUGAGAGACAGCGCUAACACUGAGGAUGAGGAGCACUUGCUGGUUGACUGGUUCACUCUGAUUCAUGAAAAACACCUUUUAGUUCGACGUGAAGCGGAGCUGGUUUACACGGCGAAGCAGCAGAACCUGGAGGAAAGGCAAGCGGAUGUGGAGUAUGAGAUGCGGUGUCUUCUUAACAAACCAGAGAAAGACUGGACUGAGGAGGACAAGGUCCGUGACCAAGAAUUGAUGGCUGAGCUGGUCACGAUCAUUGAACAACGCAAUCAAAUAGUCAACAACAUGGACCAGGACCGGCAAAGGGAAGAAGAGGAGGACAAACUUGUGGAGGUUAUGUUAAAGAAAAAAGAUUUCCACAAGGAUCCAGACAGUGGCCACCAGAAGAAAAAAGGAUCCAAGUUUAAACCUAUCAAGGUGCUCAAGAGGCUGAGCCAUAAAGGAGAACCAGGAACGAGCCACAGCCCUCGAAAGGACAAAAGCUGAGGCGCUGAGGAUGUUGACCUAUUUUAACAAGACUAUGAAGUUUUAAGGGGACAUGAGACAAUAAGCAUAACAUGUCAUGAAAGUAAAAUCUCUUUUAACUUUGUAGUUAAUGACUUGGAACCCUAAAUCUAUUAAUAACUCUAAACCAAAAAGUUUAAGCUGCUUUUUUCAGCUGCCUUUGUGUGUUUUAAGUGGUAAGUCUUACUUGCGCUAAGUCUAAGUGCUUUGUCAAUUUGAAACUGAAUAUUUAGGAUAAUCAGUUGAAAGCUUUAUAAAUCCCUAAAGGGGAAUUAUGUUGUUUCAGAUGACAAACUGGUCAAUGUAGCGGAGAGGGAAGCAUGCCUGAAAUCUUCAGAGUGAAUCAGAUUUGAAGCGUCGAGUGCAUUUCUAUUGUAUUGCACUGAUUUAUUUUCUUGUUUCCCUCUAUGCAUUACUUGGUGAGUGUGUUCAAGAGGCUCAAGUUUUAGCAAAGGCCGGACUUGUCAAGCUUUUGUCAAGUUCAAGUCGAUACCAGAUGACAUUUGUUUUAAACAUGUCUGGUUUAAUCCUGAAGCCUGUGGUACUUGUAGUGGGUACAUGUGUUUUUAUUUAAAGUACAGCUUCUCUUUUUGGAUACCGAAGGACCUCUAGCGCCCAUAUCCUUUGUGGUUUCCUUGCAUUGUUCGGAAACCUGUAGAGAUUAACGCAGAUACAGUGUUAAUCAGAUGUGUGAGGUCUUUUUAAAGACAGAAAAUGUGGAUUUUAGGGUGAGAAAGUAACAGAAGUAGCAAACUGCAAUGUCUGGUAGUUUUUAUAUAUAUCAUAUAUGCAAUAACUAGAAAAUGAAACAAACAUCAUAUAGUGGGAUUGUGUUUGCACAGCAAUCCCACCAAAUAUACUGACUGUAACAAAAUGACCCUUGAUAGGAAGAAGCAGAUACAGAUGAUGGAUAUAACUGGAUGCCAGUAUUAACGGUUUAACCAUGGGACGGGGGCUUGUGUAUGCAAUCGUUAAUUUAUACUUUGCUUUUCUAUUUGCUUUUUUUCUAUGUUUUGCCUUAAAAUGGAUAGUAAGAAAAUGUAUUAAUAUUUAAACUCUUAUUUAAGAGCAUAAGAACCUUGUUCUUGUUCUGUCAUCGAGAUGUAUUUAUUCUCAGUUGUGAAUGUAAAUUUAAAUCUGUUGUCUCCUUGCAUUCUGCCUGACUUCCUGUCCAGCUAAAAGAAAGCGCUUCUGUAGUGUCCCAUUUUUAUUUACCAUACCUGGCCGGUCGCAAGAAAAAUAAAGAUCAUGUUUGUGUUUUCAGUAA
Molecule: messenger RNA, 4652 nt
Organism: Cololabis saira (Pacific saury)
Lineage: Eukaryota; Metazoa; Chordata; Actinopteri; Beloniformes; Belonidae
Gene: micall1a
Product: MICAL-like 1a
Exons: 16
Coding region: 626-3367 (913 amino acids)
Molecular function (GO): protein binding
Source: RefSeq, a predicted model, not a curated record